AGCGCAGACGAUGCCUUGAACACACCGAGUCAAAGCAGGCGCAGUGAAAAAAAGAUGGCGAUGUCCAUGAGGAGGGCAUUAUUGCCUCUGUAUAGGAUACAAUGCCACAGUCUGAAGAAUGCAGAGGCCUCGCUGGAUGUGCGGUUUCCACUGCCCUUUGUUGUUCCUGUCAGGACCAAGAAACGCUUCUUCGUUCCCCCGUCAACAAAGAUUAAAGCGAAGAUGACUGCAUCUCAAGACCAGGAGGCAAACACAAGAGCUGCGGGCUUCGUCAUAAGACAGGAGUACAUGGAAAGAUCCAUCAAUAUAGCCUGCACUGCUGGGGUGUUUGACCCCUACAUCCCACCCGAAGGUGACGCGCGGCUCUCCAGUCUGUCCAGGGAGGGCUUGAAACAGCGCACCCAGCAGAUCAAACAGGGGGCUGCCUCCCAGCUAGCGAUACGCAAGAUCAAAGAGCACGACCCCGAGUUCACUGCUAAGUCGUUUGCGGUGAAGGCCCAGGAGAUCUUCGUUGAAGCACACGACUCUCUCACACAGUUUAACAAGGAGAAACUCCACUCCCUUGUGACAGAAAGAUGUUACCCUGAGAUGGUGAGGGGAAACCGCUACAAGACGCUGCGCUGGCGGUUCGUGGAGUCCCUGGAGCCGCCCAAGGUGGUGCACGCCCGAUGCCCGGACAUGGUCACCAAGGGCAACUUGUACGGCCAGGUCACAGUGCGCAUGCACUCCAGGCAGACCCUGGCCAUCUAUGACCGCUUUGGGAGACUGAUGAUGGGCAGCGAGGAGGAGCCCAGAGAUGUGCUGGAGUACCUGGUCUUGGAGAGGCACCUAAUAAACCCCUACGGUAUGUGGAGGUUACACGGCAAGAUAGUGCCAGCCUGGGCCCCAGCCAAAGAACCGGUUGUCAAGACCAUUAUGAUACCAGGGCCAGAGCUCAAGCCAGGCGAGGAAUUUGAGGAGCUCAAUUAUGAAGUCCCCAAGCCUAAGGCCGUGCAGUGGCACAAAUAAACCACAGGUUGGAGCUGCUGCUCGGAUCCAACACAGACUCAAAAUCAACUGUUAAAAGAACACACUUGUUUUUUGUUCUGACGUUUCUAAAUGAACAUGCAAGGUUCAUCACAUGCAUUUCUAAAAAGACCCUCAAAUAAUUAACAUUGUCCAGCUCUGUAGAGA
Messenger RNA from Esox lucius (northern pike), 1173 nucleotides. RefSeq names its product mitochondrial ribosomal protein L45 (gene mrpl45). Lineage: Eukaryota; Metazoa; Chordata; Actinopteri; Esociformes; Esocidae. The coding region runs from base 55 to 1008 and encodes 317 amino acids. The record is from RefSeq and is a predicted model, not a curated record. The transcript is spliced from 8 exons. Gene Ontology annotation, cellular component: mitochondrion.